GAAAAGGCAAAUCCAUCGUAGAUCUUUGUUGAGGAAUCUCUCUCUCUCUCUCUCUCUCUCUCUCUCUCUCUCUAAGCAGCUUCGACAUGUCAAAAUUCCCCGCCGACAUCUAGGGUUUCUAUCUCAACGCACUGUUCAUCAUCACUCUCUCACCUUAAUUUCAUGUGAUCAAUGCGUGGAGGUGUUACCAAGUUCAAUCCAAGUAGCUGAUAUAAAAGUUUCAAACGACACUUGAUCCUUCCACAAGAGCAAUUUUGGAUAUUUAACUCACUAAUCAAUUUGAUAUUGGAUAGUUUUGAAAGGGAGAAUCCUUCAAUAAAUUCCAAAUUCCAAUAGUCUUGGAAGGCGGAAUCCUUCAAUAUAUUUCAAUUUGAAUAAACCACCGGCUAGUUCAAUGACAGGAAAUGACGUGUCAUCUUAUCUAUUAAGUUUUACCUGACUCAUUAGUGUCCUUUGUGCAUCAAGAAAAGAAUUGGAGAAAAUCAAUGCAAUACACAUUGCAGCUUUGAUCUGAAUUUAAGUGGCCAAUUUUUGAGUGCUUCGAAAAUCGAAAGAGAUGCAUCAAAUCCUAGAUGUUGUAAAAAUGCUGUACAAAUGCCUUUACAUCACAAAUAUAGAUCUUUCGGUGUUUGAAGAAUAUACAUAGGCUUUGGAAGAACUAGACUUGUGUAUUUGUCUGACUGAAGAUGAAAAGCAUCUUUGUUAUCUUCUUGCUCAAAUAAACUUGACAUCAGUUUUCCUGCCCUGGCAUAUGCCCUCAUUAUUAAUACACCUACCAGUUGUGUGUGGCCAGGAAGAGUCUCCAUCUGAUUUGAGACUUGCAAGCCAGUGGCAUCGCUAAAGGUUUAUGUAUUUAGUAGGUUUUUGCAUUCAUUAAGAAAUGCUUAGAUUGAGUUUGAUGUAUCAUAUAAGAAAAAUAUGAUUGCGAGCAGUAAACAGUAUCAGAGGUGUUUGGUAUUAUGGCCAAAGCUUGUUAUCCCAAUUCAACCUCACAAAACUAUCUUCUCAUGAGUCAAUUUAUAGGACACCCAUUCAACCUCUACUCUUUGUCUCUCAAACUACUGCAAUUGCUGUGCUAUUUAGAUCCUCUUUCCAUGUUAAUCCGGUGUCAUCUGUGAAUUAUUCAUACUCGAGUUCUCCCAUUGGUAGUGGUGAGGUUCAUUUGGAAGUUGAUUUCAAGGCUUUUUUUUUUUUUUUACCUCAGAUGUGAUUUAAUUGGCUCGAGGACAUGGAGAAAAAAGGAUAACUUGGUGCUGCAGAGACCGUCCCACGUGUUGCAGGGAACAAAGAUUACGAAAAAUGUGGCAUGGAAAUCUAAAGCUUCACUCUAGGCUGUGUUAUUGGAGGUCAUGCAUAGCUAUGUUUUUUUAUUUGUUUUUGCCUCCUUGGCUAAAGUCCAGCCUCCAUUUCCUGUGGAAGGUGGAUUUGUUCUGCUGCAAUGUAGAAGGCAGUACUCCCUUCUCCCUCCUCUUAACAUAUUUAAUUCUAAGUAAAUGGGAAGUUUCGUUAUGAUUAAUAUAUUUGUAUUUGAUAGGAAAAAUCUUGGAGAUUGAAUCACUGCUGACUACAGAGAAAAUUAAUUAAAAAUAAAAUAAAGUAAGAUUAAAGCUCAAUAUCUGGUCCCAAACUCAGCUGAAAAGGUGAAAGAAACUCCUCCUCCCCAGACUAACCAUCCUGUUUGGAAAAUCCCCACAAAUCUAUUUUCUUUAUAACUUAUUUUCCUGCAAUAGGAAUUAAUCCCCACUUUUCCGUGAGAAUAAACUUGCAAAAGUGUUUUGGGCCUAAUUUUGAUAUUUGUGUCUGCGGUCUAUCAUAUAGUUUUAUUUUUUAUUAGGAUAACAAUGACUAAACACACUCCUUUUUACUAUGAGGCCUUAUAUUUUUUGGGUUUUAUUAUUGGGUGAUAUGCCCUGAUGCGCUCUCUCCUCCUUAUUGACUAAUCUUAUCGCGGUAUUGGAAGAAUCUUUGGGUGACUCUUUAUAAAUCUGGUUUGACUCUUAUGGUUUCACUCUUGCUUGCUUUGAAUGAAAUCUUCCACCUCCAAAUUUUGGAUUUUAUCUCUGACCUUACUUGAAGGUGGAAAAUGGAACAUGGAAAGCAGGGAGGGUAAAUGAAAGAGCACACUGCAUUAUUCAAAGAGAAGCUCUAUUGUUGACAUGAGUGGAACUGGCAGAAAGCACUCUUCAAAGUGGGAUUUGAGUGAUGAGCACAAAUUUUCACCUGGUAGCAAGCAAAUGCGGUCUGGACGGUCCUCUGCAGAUGUUGCUGGUAGCAAUAGUUCAGAAUGGGCUUAUUUGGAAGGAAAUGAUAAAUUAAGACCUGUUACGGGAUUUUCAUCAAAGGAAUCUUAUUAUGGAGGCAGAGGUUCAAAUGAGGACGAUGCUAUGCAUAAAGACCAUAGAGUUUUUAAUUCAAGAAGAGAAUGGGACACUGAUGGAAGUUACAGCAGGAACAUGAGACACAGUCAGUCCCCUAAAAAUGAUUGGAGCAGGAACAGUCGGAGCCGGAGUCGGAGCCCUCCUCGUGGUUUCAGGUGGGAUUCAGGAGUUGAUGGUAGAAAAAGGACGAGGGUUGGAGGAUCAACACGACCGUGCAGAGAUUUUGCUGUUGGAAAAUGUAGAAGAGGCAGUCAUUGCAAUUUUCUGCAUCAUGAUAACCAAAAUCGUGAGAAUAGUUGGGAAGGUAGGCCCAGGGAAGAUGGAGCUCCCAGAUACUCUGCUACCCAUGAGAGUGUUGACCAUUCUCUUAAGAGGGGUAGAUCUAAUGAAGCUUGUAUAAAUUUUGCAAAAGGCAGUUGUAGAAUGGGAGCAUCUUGCAAGUUUGUGCAUGAUUACGAUUCUGAUGGAUAUGGUAAAGUUUCUAUGGAUGAGUUCACUAGAGAACGGGAUGAUGAAGCUCUCAGAUAUCCUGCUACCCAUGAGAGCAGGGACCAUUCUCUUAAGAGUGGUAGAUCUAAUGAAUUCAUUAGAGAAAGGGAAGAUGGAGCUCGCAGAUAUCCUGCUACCCAUGAGAGCAGGGACCAUUCUCUUAAGAGUGGUAGAUCUAAUGAAUUCACUAGAGAAAGGGAAAAUGGAGGUCCCAGAUAUCCUGCUACCUACGAGAGCAGGGACCAUUCUCCUAAGAGUGGUAGAUCUAAUGAAUUCACUAGUGAAAGGGAAGAUGGAGCUCCCAGAUAUCCUACUACCCAUGAGAGCAGGGACUAUUCUCUUAAGAGUGGUAGAUCUAAUGAAUUCACUAGUGAAAGGGAAGAUGGAGCUCCCAGAUAUCCUACUACCCACGAGAGCAGGGACUAUUCUCUUAAGAGCGGUAGAUCUAAUGAUGAAUAUGGCAAAGUUUUUAUGGAUGAAUUCACUAGAGAAAGAGAAGUUGGCAGAAGGCACAGAGAUAAUUCUUUUGAGCACGGUGGCCGGCAUGUGCCUAACCGCACUAUUGAUGCUCCUUGCAAAUUUUUUGCUAGUGGAAAUUGUCGAAAUGGUAAACAUUGUAGGUUUUCUCACGAUACGCAAGCAUGUAGGAGCCCUAUUAGAAGAUUAAGGGAUGAUAGAUGGACAAGAAAUCCAAGUAGAGAUCAUCAAAUGUUGGAUAGACGAAAAUUGAGUGACUCCAUCAGUCCAAAUAAAAGGCUAAGAGAUGAUAGGUGGGGUUCAGAUAGUGACAUGGCUGAUCCAGAUAGAGUCGAGGACAGUCCAAAGCGGAAUGAUACAGUUUCUGGCUCUGAUGCAGCAAAGCUGAUUGAGAAUAAAAAUGGAAAUGUAGGUGCCACAGAGCCAGAAUUUACUGAUUUGCCUAUAACGGAUGGAUGGGGGCAUGGUUUAGAUAAGAGCGGGCUGCAUGCUAAACCACCAAUUUUGAGUGAUAAGAAGGAAGCUGAUAUUUGGAUAGCAGAAAAUACUGGUGCCAACAUGCAUGGUUCCCAGUCAAUAGGUACAACGGACAUUUGGCCGGGUGAUGCAGAAAUGUCUCCUGAUUGGAAUUAUAGGAUGGGAUCUUCCAGCCAUAUGGAAGAACAUAAACAGAAGGAACAUGAUGUAAGCCAGGGUGGUACAUAUCUAGCUAUCUCUGAACACAACGGAAUACAACUUGCUCCAGGACAAAACAUCAAUCAGAAUACAGACAAUGUAAAUCCUUUGCAUACUUCCAGCUACCAUGCAGUUGGACAAAGUCAAGUGGAUGUUCCCAUUCUUUCUUCAAGAGAAGGCAUUGUUGAUGCUAUACACAGCCAGGAAGUAUCUACUGAGCAAAAGUACACCGGAGAACCAAAUAUUAUGGAUUCAGGCUUAUCACAAGUUAGUUCAAUAAAUCCUCCAGUUCAAAACGUAGUAAGCAAUGAACAGCUUGCUCAACUCACGAAUCUCUCAGCCUCUCUGGCUCAUAUCCUUGGUGCAGGUCAGCAGCUGCCGCAGCUAUAUGCUGCUUUAAAUUCUCAUGAAUUGAAGGACAGUCCUUCCCAAGCAAAAACUCAAGUGCCUGCAAUGCCUGUUUCAAUCACAUGCAUCAAGCCAGAUCCUGCCGUUGAACUCCCAAAACAGUAUGAUCCAAUGAAUGAUAGUAUUGAGCAAAAGAAUGCUGAUGCAAGUGGUGUACCCCCAGCCAUUCCUCCAAGUAAAACUAUUGCUGAAGUAGAAAUUCUGUCACAGUUGUCUACCCCAGGAAGAGAAAACUUUGGUAAUUCAAUUAAGGGCGCCUCCUCAGAACAUGUCAAGAGUGAUAAUCUAAUCCAUUUGCAGCCUGGUCAAAACACGGUGGUCAAUAAGGAUAACAAUGAAGAGGUAGCUAGGGAAAGGAAAAAUUCUCAAGAUGGUCAUAAAAGUACCAAAGAGAACGGUCCUCAAAACAUGGACCAAAAUGCUGGACCUGAUGAUGCCAAGCAAACAAAGGAAAUGAAAGGAUCACGUGCAUUUAAAUUUGCAUUGGCUGAGUUUGUUAAGGAGCUUCUGAAACCAACUUGGAAAGAAGGUAAAAUCACUAAAGAAGAUUAUAAAACUAUUGUGAAGAAAGUUGUUGAUAAAGUAACGGGUACCAUCCAGGAGGCCAAUAUUCCGCAGACACAAGAAAAAAUUGACCAAUAUUUGUCAUUUUCAAAACCAAAGCUUAACAAACUUGUACAGGCAUAUGUGGAAAAGGUUCAGAAGGGUUAGUGCAAUUAUAGAAAUUUGGCUGCCAAGGCUGUUUAUUCUCUUCAAUGUGUACUCUUCCUAUUACUUGGAUUUGUUUUGCCCUUUGUUUGCGUAUCUUGUUCCUUUUCUUUGCAUCUCUUGCGUACGUUUAAGAGCUUUAUAUUUUGGCUUUAGUUUUUCUUCAUUGUUGCGGGAUAAAAUGUUGGUUAUAUGUAUUCUAAACCAUUAGUUUGUAACCUAAAUGUUAGGCAAUUGCAGUGGGUUUUUCUUUUCAAAAUCAGUUUUUAUUGUAAUAGUAGUAGACAGCCGUUUUUUUCUUUCGUUUCUGAAACAGAGACAUGGAUGAAAGCAAAUGAUCAUGAGGCUUUUAGAUUGGA
This is a messenger RNA of Medicago truncatula (barrel medic), 5494 nucleotides long. RefSeq names its product zinc finger CCCH domain-containing protein 38. The transcript has 6 exons. The record is from RefSeq and is a predicted model, not a curated record. The coding region runs from base 2157 to 5138 and encodes 993 amino acids. Gene Ontology annotation, molecular function: metal ion binding. NCBI's taxonomy places the organism in Eukaryota, Viridiplantae, Streptophyta, Magnoliopsida, Fabales, Fabaceae.